AGGCGGGGCAUUUACUGAAGUAACAUUUAGGAAACAUUUCUGAAUACUUCAUCCACUAGAAAACAUCCCCAGCGUCAUGUGAGGAGCUGCACUUUACUCUCAUCUGGAGGAAACCUCAACAGAAACACGACUUCACCCACAGAGGAAUGAGAAACCAGGCAGCAGCAGAAGCAGAAGAACCAGAAGCAGGUCUGAACAAUGUGGCUGAUUUUCACGGCUCUUCUUGCCGCCUGGUUAAACCCACAGAGCCAAGCUUCGGUGACUUUUGCUUCCACCUGCUGGGUCAAAGGUCAACCAGACGAAGAGCUGAUUUUACACUGCGGUGAUGGAGAACAUGAAGGAGUGGUCCAGUUCUGGCACACACCGUUCGGUGAACUCCAGAGUUCUGGUUCCCAGUCCAAACUGGACCCAGUGUUUAUGCACCACGAUGGGAGCCUCGUUAUCCCAAACUCCAGCAUCCACCAUGGUGGGCUGUAUUACUGCAUCCUGCGGCACGCGGAGGGAUCCACACUGUGGCCCUUUGAGCUUCAUGUGGACCAAAACAUGGUGGCUGAGGCUGAGGACGGGCACGGCAGCGGCUGCGCUGCACGCCGGUUCAGGAGGAACGCAGCUUUUCCAGGCGAGAGGGAAGCCGUGAUUCCAGAUGAGAUUUUUGCAGGAGCCGUGGCUGCAUCAGUGCUCCUGACGUUUGUGGUGGGAUUCAGCGCUGGAGCUCUGUCACGGGCCCCUGUUCUCAGGUGCUUAAAGUCACUCACUCCAAAGCAGCGCAGACGUCAACCUGACGAACCAGACUGCUCUCGGGUUACCAUGACAACCCUGCCACCCACGUACGACAACCAGGCCUUCAGGACGGGAGCGAUGCCCCAUGACUCUAGAUUCUGGCGACCCGCGGAGACACCAACUCCACUUCCAACCCCGUCUCCACCCGCCAAACCCAAGAGGAGCUUUCGGCUCAAAGUAGAAGAAAAAGAAAAAGAUGAACCGGAAAGAAAUGCUUAUUUGGAAGGAUGCGAUUCCAACAUGGCGGAGGAGAAAACCGGAAGCGGGGAGGAUGGCGAAGCAAAGGAGGAAGAAGAGCGAGCCAAGCCAGAUGAAAAAGAAGACGAUGAAGAGAGUGAAACAAAAGACAGAGAGGAAGAGGAAGAUGGAGAAGCGAGCCCAGAGGAGGAGGUAAGAGAAGAACAAAAACAAAAAACAGUCGAGAGUGAAGAGUUGGAGCAGGAAUCCACAGUACCAGACGACGAGAGGAGCGUCAAAGCGAAAGCUGAGCCCAGAGAAGAAGAUCCGCCGUCCGGUUCUCCCCGGCGCCGCAGCCGCAUUAUCCGCCUGUACCAAUACGACGAGGACGGCCAGCGAUACGGUCACCUCCCGGACCCAGAGGCUCCUGUACCGGCCCCAAGGUCCAGGCAGCGCUCCCGGUCUCUGACCCGCCUGAACGCCAUCAUGGCGGCGGCCGCCACGGGGCCGAUGGAGCGGACGGAGCCAGACGAGGAGAAACAGCACUUCCACAUGGACAUUUAAGGCUCAUGUUAUUCUGUUUUAAUCAUUAUCGCCUUAUUUUUACAACAUAAGAAAAAAGGAAUAAAAUUACCCUCCCUUUGUUAGCACAUGCGCAAAUUAGCUGAUGGUACGGAUUAUACUUCCGGAAAAUGGAAGUGAAAUGGAGGCGAUGAAAAGUUUGAGGCCUAGACCGCACAUAAUCAGAAAUAUAUAUAUAUAUAUGAAAAUUUAUAUAUUUUUAUGUUUUGG
Molecule: messenger RNA, 1749 nt
Organism: Gambusia affinis (western mosquitofish)
Lineage: Eukaryota; Metazoa; Chordata; Actinopteri; Cyprinodontiformes; Poeciliidae
Exons: 6
Coding region: 199-1521 (440 amino acids)
Source: RefSeq, a predicted model, not a curated record